UGUUUGUUCCUUCUUGUAGUUAAAGAGGCCAAAUUCAGAGAACAGUGGUGGUGUGGUGAGUGAAUUUUCUCCUUUUUCUUAAUUUAUCCAACAGCACCUUUCUUUCUGACUUCUCUGACGUCCCACCAUCGUCCCCUCUUCUACCCUUUGCUUUCCCAUAAUUAAACAUCACUACCCACCUUCUCUAUCUUUCUCUCACUCUCUUUCUCCCCCAUAUGAUCUAAUCUUCCUUCCUUUUCCUUUUGUAUCUCCUCCACUCUUUCUCUGUGUACGAAAAAACGAGAAACCCAGAAGCCUGUUUUGUCUCCUGAUGAUUAAAAAACAUACCCAGGUAACUAUACCUCUGUUGAAGAUGUCUACACUUUCGAACUAGUAUGUAUAUAUGAUGUAGAUCUAGUACUAGACUUUGUUCAGAGUUGAUGAAGAGCUAGCAACGACUAUCUAUCAGUUGGCUUGAUCAGCAAAAGUCCAUCCUGUUAGGAAAAGAGCUCUCAAAUCUUGAUAGAGGCAAACAUGAAAACACCCAACUCUGAUUUCGAAGCAGGAGCCGCCUCGGAAGAAGAAUCAGAAAUCAGUAGUCAAGUUGCUUCCAACGUAUCAAACCUGGAAAACUCCCCAGAUCCCUCCAAGGAUACUACCAAUACCUCUUCCUGCAUAACAAAUCUCAUAAAGCUUCAACCGGGUCCUAGACCUGUCUCUCUUGAUUUAUCUCUUAGCUUCAAUACCAGUGACAAUGAUUUGGGAGGCAGGAAGGAGUCAGUAGGGCUUUCUAUAUCAAGCACAAGUGAGAGUAGUAGUGAAGCUGGUGCACAUCCUCCGGCAGUUGCUGUAGCAAGAGUUUUCUCUUGCAAUUACUGUCAACGCAAGUUCUUCAGCUCACAGGCUCUAGGUGGCCACCAGAAUGCACAUAAAAGGGAGAGGACACUUGCGAAGAGAGCCAUGCGGAUGGGAAUCUUCUCUGAGAAGUAUGCCAGCCUCGCUGCUUUGCCCCUACAUGGGUCAACAUGCCGGUCCCUUGGAAUCAAAGCUCACUCCUCAGUGCACAACAACAUUGGACUACCAGAGAGACUCCCUGAGAUUAGAGGUGGUGCAAGGUUUGACCAAGGAUACCUUGGCCUGCCAAUGUUCAUGGAGGAUGAUGAUGCAGAGUUGUUUUGGCCUGGAAGUUUUCGACAGGUGUCUGAGGGAGCUGCUGUGCAUUCGGGUUUCGAAAUGGGGGGAAAUUCUAUAAAUUUUGUAGCAGUUGCUCCAGCACCAGAAACAGAUUCAUCAAAACCAGAUCUAACACUGAGACUUUGAUAAUUUCCUCCAUUUCUUUCGUUUACUCACGCUUCCUUCUUUUUGCAGUGAUACUCUUUGUACAGUGGGAUAUACAUGACCCAUGGCUGAGAGCUUACCUUCCCUCUGGUUAACAAUGUUCUAGUAUGGUUAUUUUAUUACUACAUAACAGCUUGAAAAGGAUUUUCAUUC
This is a messenger RNA of Telopea speciosissima, 1470 nucleotides long. Its product is annotated as zinc finger protein 4-like. Bases 514 to 1299 code for a protein of 261 amino acids. NCBI's taxonomy places the organism in Eukaryota, Viridiplantae, Streptophyta, Magnoliopsida, Proteales, Proteaceae. Gene Ontology annotation, biological process: negative regulation of abscisic acid-activated signaling pathway. The record is from RefSeq and is a predicted model, not a curated record. The transcript has 2 exons.